UCGGCACCGAGUCGGACACCACCAUAUCUAGUUAGGAUAAACCUUAUCCACUAAAUAUAUUUUUAAAAGCAUUAACUUAUACAUACUUACCAGUUUUUUUCACUCAAAUUCUGAUUACACCCGAUGAAGACCCUCUAUUCUCCUCCUCCUCCUCUUGAAAAGCAGUUGCAGUUGGGGACACAAUCACUCCAUGGAGACGCCUUAAUCUUUCACACCCCAUUGGCCAAGAAAACACCACCAAACUGUUUAAACUUUAGCAAUGUUUCAGAUAAGUCUCCUCCAACCUCUUUUUCUUCGUCAAAUUUCUGUUUCUCUCAUCAUUUCAAGCACCUCAAUUCCUUACUGUCAGUCAAAGUAAAACAUGCCCAGACCAUAAAAAUGUCCGCAAAUUGGAGUUCAGGAGCAAAAAUGCAAUCUUUAGUCACAUCUUACUUGGCAUUCGGUGAUCCUCGCUCAGCAGCUAUGCUGUUUCUUGUCGAUUCACCUGGAAAUUGCCUCUACUGGAACAGUUUCCUUCAAGAAUUUAAGAUUAAAGGGGGAAUCCCCUUUGAGAUUCUUCAAGUUUUCUGUGUUUUACAUCACAAAGGUGUGAGCUUUGAUGAUGGAUCCCUUACUGUGAUAUUGAAACUAUGUGCAAAUUUAAAAGAGCUAUGCUUGGGAUUGCAAGUUCAUGCAUAUUUGAUCAAGAAAGGCUUUGAUUUGGAUGUUUAUAUAAAAUGUGCUCUAAUGAAUUUCUAUGGAAGAUGUGAGAGAAUACACAGCGCUAAUCUGGUAUUUAGUGAGACGUCGGACUGCAAUUUCCAACUGUGGAAUGAGAUAGUUUUGGUAAAUUUGAGGAGUGAGAGAUGGAAGCAUGCUAUAGGAUUAUUUAGGGAAAUGCAAUUUUCAUAUGUCAAGUCUAAUAGCUUUACACUAGCUAAAGUUUUGAAAGCUUGCUCAAGGACUGAAGCCCUUCAUCAAGGAAGACAGAUACAUGGGUAUGUAAUUCGACGACUAGCACUGGAAUCAAACUUGCUUAUAUGCAAUUCACUAAUUAGCAUGUACUGCAAAAGCAAAGAACUUGAAUUAGCUAGAAAAGUUUUUGACUUGAUGGAAAGUAGAAACUUAUCUUCAUGGAACUCGAUCAUUUCGGGGUAUAGUGCACUCGGAUAUUUAGAUGAGGCCUGGAGUUUAUUUUCUGAGAUGGAAAAAUCCGGCAUAAAGCAUGACAUUAUAACCUGGAAUUGUCUCUUGUCAGGUCAUUUUCUUCAUGGAUCAUACAGAGAAGUUUUGAGCAUUUUAUGUAGUAUGCAGUUGUCUGGUUUCAAGCCUAACUCAAGCUCCAUAAUUAGUGCUCUUCAAGCCAUUAGUGAAUUACAGAUCUUGAAUUUCGGAAAGGAAAUUCAUGGUUAUGUAAUAAGAAAUGGUUUAGAUUAUGACAUAUGUGUUGGAACUUCAAUGCUAGACAUGUACGUGAAGAACAAUGACCUACUCAAUGCUCAGGCUGUUUUUGAUUGUAUGAGUAGGAGAAAUAUUUUUGCUUGGAAUUCAUUAAUCUCAGGAUAUUCUUUCAAGGGCCAAUCUGAGGAUGCUGUGAAACUACUGAAGCGUAUGGAAAGUGAAGGAAUCAAACCUGAUAUAGUGACAUAUAAUAGUCUGGUGUCUGGAUAUGCUUUCUGGGGAAACAUUGAUGAAGCUCUGGAUAUUAUCCGUCGAAUGAAAAUUUCUGGGUGCACACCUAAUGUUGUUACAUGGACUGCAUUGAUAUCAGGAUGUUCACAAAAUGAAAAGUACAAGGCUGCCCUGGAGUUCUUUGUAGAGAUGCAGAAAGAAGGUAUAAAGCCCAACUCAACCACGGUAUUGUGUUUGCUUCAAGCUUGUGCGGGUCUUUCUUUGUUACACAAAGGAAAAGAGAUACAUUCAAUAGCUAUCAGGAAUGGUUUUAUAGAAGAUGUAUACGUCAUGACAACCCUGGUCGACAUGUAUAGUAAAAGUGGCAGUUUAAAGACUGCUUAUAACAUAUUCCAAAGAGUUGAGAACAAGACAGUAGCUACUUGGAAUUCCAUGAUGAUGGGGUUUGCCAUUUACAGCCUCGGAAAACAGGUGAUGUACCUUUUUAGGAGUAUGCAGAAGGAGGGAUUUCAGCCAGAUGCUGUAACUUUUACAGCCCUCUUGUCAAGUUGUAAGGCUUCAGGUUUACUUAAUGAAGGGUGGAGAAUAUUUGAUAAUAUGAAGUCACGUUAUGGUAUUGCGCCCUCGAUUGAGCAUUAUUCAUGUAUGGUUGAUCUUCUUGGGAAAUGUGGUUAUCCUGAUGAAGCCUGGGAGUUAACGAAAUCAAUGCCAUAUAAACCAGAUGCUGCUGUGUGGGGGGCAUUGCUUGGAUCUUGUCGAGGGCCUGAUGAUAUUGAGCUUGCAGAGGUUGCUGCAAAUAAGCUCUUCAAAUUAGAACCAACCAAUCCUGUUAACUAUGUUAUGAUGAUGCAUUUGUAUGUAAUGUUAAAGAGAGCAGAAGAUGCGGAGCGUGUAAGAAUGUUAAUGGAAGAUGGCGGAGUAGGAUUAGGAAAUGCUUGGAGCUGGAUAGAAAUAAAUCAGACGGUCCAUGUGUUUUGUGCAACAGGAAAGCCUCAUCCUGAUGAAGGGGGGAUAUAUUAUAAUUUAUAUAAGCUGGUUUCAGCAAUAAAGGAGUUGGGAUACGUAGCAGAUACCAAAUGUGUGCAUCAGAAGGUAGAUGAGGAAGAGAAAGAGAAAAUCCUGCUUGCUCACACGGAGAAACUGGCCAUUACAUAUGGACUGAUGAAGAGUAAAAGCUUUGUGCCUAUAAGGGUGAUCAAGAACGCAAGAAUGUGUUCCGACUGCCAUACCACAGCUAAAUAUAUUUCGCUAUUGAAAAGACGGGAGAUUUUUGUGAAAGAUGGUGCCAGAUUUCACUAUUUCAGCAAUGGAAACUGUUCCUGCAAUGAAUUAUGGUGAACCCCUCCUUGUAAUAUGAAAAAACGUUUGGUUAGAAAGAAAAUAGUACUAUUAAGUCGGAAUACCAUUAUGUCGUUUGUGAUAAACUAAUAGACUCGAUAUCAAUACUGAGAAUUCGGAAGAAAUUACACUAGUCAA
This is a messenger RNA of Daucus carota subsp. sativus, 3087 nucleotides long. RefSeq names its product pentatricopeptide repeat-containing protein At4g01030, mitochondrial. Gene Ontology annotation, cellular component: intracellular membrane-bounded organelle. Lineage: Eukaryota; Viridiplantae; Streptophyta; Magnoliopsida; Apiales; Apiaceae. Gene Ontology annotation, molecular function: RNA binding; protein binding; zinc ion binding. The record is from RefSeq and is a predicted model, not a curated record. The transcript has a single exon. Bases 124 to 2949 code for a protein of 941 amino acids. Gene Ontology annotation, biological process: RNA modification.